Molecule: messenger RNA, 570 nt
Organism: Schizophyllum commune H4-8
Lineage: Eukaryota; Fungi; Basidiomycota; Agaricomycetes; Agaricales; Schizophyllaceae
Exons: 1
Coding region: 221-421 (66 amino acids)
Source: RefSeq, a predicted model, not a curated record
AAGGCGGGUAGUAUCAAGGGCGGUACACAAUUGUGGCUGCGAGCGCUUCCGUGGUACCUCCAUCACUAUACUAUCUGCUCAGCCGCCGAAGCGAUAGAACAGAUAAGUGAUAUCACCGACUCCACGAAAGUGCUCGUGGGGGACACAAUUAAAACCCACCCACCACGACGUACGUCCGGGACAAUUACCUAGCCAUUCGUAGUCGCGAUGGGCCCGAGCAAUGUCGGGUCUCGCCGUUGUAGGCCGAGCCAUCUACCCGAUGGUUCAGCCAACGACGGCAGCAGCGACCCAACUACCAUACAGUGUACGUCGCGCAGCUGUCUUCCUCACCCUGAUCAGCGAGGCGCACGAGCUAUUCCUAAAGGAAUAUACCGACGCCUGCCUACGGGAGAGCCCAUCCGACGCAAAGUCCCAAUGGUAGCCAGUUGGGUUGGUGUCCGAUGACGACGAUCCUUCGCUGAUGCCACACAUCAUGCGAUGCCUCCGCCGCUCGCCACGAGGCAGCCGACAUCACUGGCUAUACAUGACUGUAGCUGUAAGCACGAGCGCGCGGCCUCAACUGCUGCUGUU